Molecule: messenger RNA, 759 nt
Organism: Pestalotiopsis fici W106-1
Lineage: Eukaryota; Fungi; Ascomycota; Sordariomycetes; Amphisphaeriales; Sporocadaceae
Product: DNA replication complex GINS protein PSF2
Exons: 2
Coding region: 1-759 (252 amino acids)
Biological process (GO): double-strand break repair via break-induced replication; DNA replication
Cellular component (GO): GINS complex; nucleus
Source: RefSeq, a predicted model, not a curated record
AUGGCGCUGCCUCUUCCACCCGGUCUGGUACCUACAGAGGUUGCCUUUCUCUGUGAAAUGGAACUGGUCACAAUCGUGCCGCGGCAAAGGCUCGAGUCCAUCCCGCUUCUCACAGGCGCAACACCAGUACUCCGACCACCUCACCGGGCCGACAUCCCCCUCUGGCUCGCACUGCUGCUCAAGAAGCAGAAACGCGCCAACAUUGUGCCGCCUGCCUGGCUUCACGCCGCCUCCCUCGCCGACAUUAUCCAACAUGAGACCACCGUGGACCCGGAGGCCUUUUCCCCGCCACCUCCCACCGUGAUGCGCUCCGACGGCCGCGGCGGUGCUCGGUCCUUUGGAAGCGACGGCAAGGGCGAUCUCGUUCUCUCCCCGCCCUUUCUGCCCUCGUGCGUUGCCGCCAGUCCCUCGGCCUACCUUCCCUACCACUGGCUCGAGCUCGCCGAGACCCUGCUCGCGCACGCCUCCGACGACAUACCCACCGCCGCCGAGGUCCGGACGCUGCUGCGGGACCUGCAAGAGGUGCGCGCCGCCAAGAUGCGCGGCAGCACGACGCAGCUCGAGGGCGGCGGCGGCGUCGUUGGCUUGCGCGGCGUCGGCGCCAUGGAGUUGGCCGAGAGCCGGGGCUUCGUCGUCGGCGUGGUGGACGGCGUGCGCAAGCUCGGCGCCAGCGUCGAGGCCACACGGCGCGAGGAGGAGGAGAGAGGCGGCGGGGAUGACGCCUUUGACGACGAGGACGAAGAGAUGGGCUUUGAGUAG